AUGAGCAGCAUCAGCUCCCGGUGCCAGCCCGGCUGUGAGGUGACCUGCCCCGAGCCCUGUGCCUAUGGCAGGAGCCUUGGCUCCUGUGUGGCCUCCUGUGGGGACUCCAGGGCCGUGGUUUAUGCCCCUCCAGUGUUCAUCACCUUCCCGGGCCCCGUGUUCAGCAGCUGCCCCCAGGAAGCUUUUGUGGGGUCGUCCUUCCCGCAGCCCUCCGGUGCCCUGACCCCCAGGAUGGGGGGCUCCUAUGGCUCCUAUGGCUCUGGGGGCUCCUAUGGCUCGGGGGGAAUGUCAGGGAUGGGGGGUUCCUCUGGAUCUGGGGGCUCCUAUGGCUCCGGGGGCUCCUAUGGCUCCGGGGGCAUGGGGGGCUCCUCUGGAUGCUGCAGCUCCGGAGGCUCCGGGGGCUCCUCGAGGCCAGGGGGGUGUUACAGCAGGAGGUUCUACACCAGCAGCAGCCUCUACCCCCGCCUGGGAAACUGA
Messenger RNA from Neopelma chrysocephalum (saffron-crested tyrant-manakin), 477 nucleotides. Its product is annotated as claw keratin-like. NCBI's taxonomy places the organism in Eukaryota, Metazoa, Chordata, Aves, Passeriformes, Pipridae. Bases 1 to 477 code for a protein of 158 amino acids. Gene Ontology annotation, cellular component: intermediate filament. The record is from RefSeq and is a predicted model, not a curated record. Gene Ontology annotation, molecular function: structural constituent of cytoskeleton. The transcript has a single exon.